Gamsiella multidivaricata is the source of this 345-nucleotide messenger RNA. Its product is annotated as SCP2 sterol-binding domain-containing protein. Gene Ontology annotation, cellular component: cytosol. The record is from RefSeq and is a predicted model, not a curated record. The annotation marks the transcript as partial. The transcript has 2 exons. Lineage: Eukaryota; Fungi; Mortierellomycota; Mortierellomycetes; Mortierellales; Mortierellaceae.
AUAGCUCUCGCUGUUGACGGCUUCAAGUCCUCUGCUCUCCUCACCCAGAUUGAUGAGCACCUCAAGACCCUCACCGAGGCCGAGCGCCAGGACCAGGUCAAGAAGGUCAAGGGUGUCUUCCAGUUCAACGUCAAGAACAACGCUGGUCAAGUCGCCACCUGGACCUUCGACUUGAAGAACGGCAACGGCUCCAUGCACAAGGGAACCGUCGCCGGCCUCAAGCCCGAUAUCACCAUCGAUGUCAAGGAUGACGACUUUGUUGCCCUUGCCGAGGGCAAGGCCAACGGCCAGAAGCUCUUCAUGUCUGGAAAGAUCAAGGUCAAGGGUGCCAUCAUGAUGGCCACC